Miscanthus lutarioriparius is the source of this 669-nucleotide messenger RNA. Lineage: Eukaryota; Viridiplantae; Streptophyta; Magnoliopsida; Poales; Poaceae. The record is from the annotation of a GenBank genome assembly.
AUGUUCCCCCAGACCUGCUGGUGUCCAAAGCUGGAGAGGCUCUUUGUGCAGCUCCCAUCAAGCAGUGGUGAUACAUUUGUAGGGAAUUCCUUGGACGUGGCAGAGGAUGAUGAUUCAGAGGAAAGGCAUUCUGAGGAAGAUGUUACAGAGGAUGAUGAACCGGACGAAGAGGUUUCGGAGGAAGAAGAUACAGAGAGUGAUGAACCAGAGGAAGAGCUUUCGGAGGAAGAUGUGACGGAGGAUGAGUUAUUGCAGGAAAAACUGGUACAAGAAUAUAUGCUGAAGGAAAGACCCUUUUAUGAGGAUGUGUAUGAGGAAGAUAUUCUGGGAGAUGUGCCGGAGGAAGAGUAUUUUGAGGAAGACGCACCAGAGUAUGACUUAGGUAACCUUAUGUUUGUAAGGAUGAUGAAAUUCAAGGGCCACUACUUUGAGUUGCGUCUAGUAAGCUUUUUGUUGAGGAAGGCCACUGGUCUAAAUAAACUGCUAUUGGUUGCUCCUGAGGGGAAUCUCAUGGACACGGUUGGAAAUGAUCCUGUGGAUCUAUCUUCUUUUGUAGAGACAAAACAACUGCCUUUCAAAAGAGCUUCACCCAAUGUUCAGAUAAUUCUGAGCAAAUGUGAUUCUGCUGGAAUCCAGCCAGUGCAUGCUGAGAUUUUUGCCAACUUUUAG